Paramecium primaurelia is the source of this 4876-nucleotide messenger RNA. NCBI's taxonomy places the organism in Eukaryota, Ciliophora, Oligohymenophorea, Peniculida, Parameciidae. The record is from the annotation of a GenBank genome assembly.
AUGCUCAACGCAUCUGAAUAGGCAGCAACUUCCAAUUUAAAUGAUAAAUUGGAGGAUCUUAAAAAAAUAAUGAAGCAAUACUCAAAGUAUACAUCUGAUUCAUAAAAUGAAUUUGAGACACAUUUUAAGAAAUAUGGUCCAUUUAAUAAAUAAUACUCUUAAUAGAUUUCAUUAUCAGUAAAUGAUCCAAUUAGUUUAGGUAUUUUAGUAUAUUUAUUUAAAGGACAUAAUUUGAUGGAAUUCAUUCAGCUAUUUGAAUUGAUCUCAAAAACUACUCUUUCAUAAUUUUCAGAAUUUUAGUAAUUCUUUUCUCAAAGUAUUGAAUAAUACAAUGAGAAAAUGAAUAUUUUCACAAAAAUAAUAACAGAUGGUAAUUUUUAACAAUCAUAAUAACUUGCAUAACAUAGAUAAAAUUGUAAAAAAACCAAAGAUAAAUAUGAUAAACUUUGUAAAGAAAUAGAAAUGACUUUAAGUUCUAGUAAGAAGAAUUCAGAGGAUGCUUUCACUGGAUAUGAUCUCAAUCUAUCCCAAAAGAAUGAUUAAAAAUUAAAGGAAUUAGUUAAACAAGUUGAACCUGCAGAAUAACAAUACAAAGAUGCUUUUGAUAGUUUAACUAUAAAAACUAAAGAAUUCAAUUAAGCUAUUGAUGAUUCACGAUAGUAAUUGAUUCAAGCUCAUUAAUUAACUUAUUAAAGGUUUGUAGAAAUCACAAUGAAACUUGAUUAACACAAGUUAUCAGCAAAUUGUUGGAUCAAAGGUUAGAUGGAUGAAAAACAAGAAAAAAUAAUAACAAUGCCAAAAUAUGAAUAAGAGAUGGAAGAUCGAAUAAUAACAUCAAAAUAUGAAUAAGAUAAUUAGUUUAGAUAUAUUAACAUUAUGAAUAAAGUUAUAGAAAAAAAACCUAUAACAGAUUAAGAAUAUUUGAUAUUUCCAGAUGUUUUACAUAAACAUAUUGAUGCUUAAUUAUCUUUUAUAAAUGAUAGAGUUAAAAAUUAAAAGACUCUUCCAAAUUAUCUAUUAGAAAUAUCAAAUCAAAUGGAUGCAGUUUCAAAAAAUUUAUAAAAAUCAAUAAAAACAACAUUAUAAUUCAUUCAAGUAAUCAAUAUUAUCAUUCAUCUAGGAUAAAUCAGACAAAGAUAAAUCAAAUUUUAUAAAGCCAAUACUUUAGGUCUAAGAACUAUUAGUUAAGUAAAAUGAUUAAUAUUCCAAAAAGUAUAAUUAAUAAUCACAAUUUAUUUAACUUAAAGCUUAAUGUCUAGAUUAAUUAAUAAAGGAACAAAAAAAUUAAGAAAAAAGUUUUUUAAAUAUGUAUUAAAAGAUGUUAAAAGAUUUUUAAGGUCUCAAAUAAUAAAUUUUAGAAAACGAAUAAAAACCAUAGAUUAAAGAAAAUUUACUUUAAUUAUUAAAGAAAUAAAUAUAAGAUAAUUGUAUAGCUAUAAAAUACUCAGUUGAAUAGGUAAGAACAAAUGAAUUUCAAAGGUCAAAUCAAAUAAUUUAAACUUUAGAAUAAAUAUUAGGUCAUUAUAGUUCAUUCAUUGAUGAAAUAAUAACUUACACUAAAUAAUAAGAAGAAAAUCUAAGUUAAAUUUAGGAAAAGAUUGCAUAAAUUGAAUAUGGAACAAUGAUUAACACUAAACUUGAUUAGCCAGAAAUGAAAUUUUAAAAACUCUUUGAAAUGACAGAUGAAAUAAAAUCUAAAAUUGAAACAGCUACAUUGCUCCAACAAUAAGAAGAUAGUGAAAGUGAUGAUAUAAAUUUGGAAGAAGGUUCAGUUAAAGUGUCUUAAAAAUUGAUUGAAAAAUUUAGAAUUUUAGAUGGGGAUAAAUGUAUUGCCAGUUAUGCAUGUGCAUUUGAUAAUAAAAUUCUAUUGUAAGGAAGAAUGUAUAUUUUUUCAUCAAAAGUUUGUUUUCAUUCAUAUUUUAAUGGCAAAGUAUUUAAUUUAAUAUAAUAAGACUCUUUUUGGAACUACUGCUUUAGGCAUUCCAUCAAUUGACAUAUAAAGUAUCAGAAGAAUUAAAGCAUAUAUGGUAGAUGCAGCACUUGAGUUUAAAACAUUAAAAGGAACUUUAGUUUUUGCAAGCUUAGCAAAUCGAGAUUAAACUUUGGGUAGCUUGAAAUAAGUCAAAGGUUUAGAAUCAGGAAUAAUUGAAGAAAGAAUUGAAAGUGAUCCAGAAAGAAAUAUCUAACAAGUUUAUGUGGAAACAUAAUAAUUAGUAAAACCUUAAGAAAAACAAUAAGGAAUUAGAAGUCCUUCUCCUAAACCUUAAAAUAUUUAAGCAGAAACUAUAAAUUUAAAAAAUAUUGAAUCAUCAAACGAUAAAUUACAAUAAAUUGAUUAAAGCCCCAAAAUUCUUAAUUUCUAAUAAUAACAAUAGUAAUAAUAAUAACNUACUUUAGGUCUAAGAACUAUUAGUUAAGUAAAAUGAUUAAUAUUCCAAAAAGUAUAAUUAAUAAUCACAAUUUAUUUAACUUAAAGCUUAAUGUCUAGAUUAAUUAAUAAAGGAACAAAAAAAUUAAGAAAAAAGUUUUUUAAAUAUGUAUUAAAAGAUGUUAAAAGAUUUUUAAGGUCUCAAAUAAUAAAUUUUAGAAAACGAAUAAAAACCAUAGAUUAAAGAAAAUUUACUUUAAUUAUUAAAGAAAUAAAUAUAAGAUAAUUGUAUAGCUAUAAAAUACUCAGUUGAAUAGGUAAGAACAAAUGAAUUUCAAAGGUCAAAUCAAAUAAUUUAAACUUUAGAAUAAAUAUUAGGUCAUUAUAGUUCAUUCAUUGAUGAAAUAAUAACUUACACUAAAUAAUAAGAAGAAAAUCUAAGUUAAAUUUAGGAAAAGAUUGCAUAAAUUGAAUAUGGAACAAUGAUUAACACUAAACUUGAUUAGCCAGAAAUGAAAUUUUAAAAACUCUUUGAAAUGACAGAUGAAAUAAAAUCUAAAAUUGAAACAGCUACAUUGCUCCAACAAUAAGAAGAUAGUGAAAGUGAUGAUAUAAAUUUGGAAGAAGGUUCAGUUAAAGUGUCUUAAAAAUUGAUUGAAAAAUUUAGAAUUUUAGAUGGGGAUAAAUGUAUUGCCAGUUAUGCAUGUGCAUUUGAUAAUAAAAUUCUAUUGUAAGGAAGAAUGUAUAUUUUUUCAUCAAAAGUUUGUUUUCAUUCAUAUUUUAAUGGCAAAGUAUUUAAUUUAAUAUAAUAAGACUCUUUUUGGAACUACUGCUUUAGGCAUUCCAUCAAUUGACAUAUAAAGUAUCAGAAGAAUUAAAGCAUAUAUGGUAGAUGCAGCACUUGAGUUUAAAACAUUAAAAGGAACUUUAGUUUUUGCAAGCUUAGCAAAUCGAGAUUAAACUUUGGGUAGCUUGAAAUAAGUCAAAGGUUUAGAAUCAGGAAUAAUUGAAGAAAGAAUUGAAAGUGAUCCAGAAAGAAAUAUCUAACAAGUUUAUGUGGAAACAUAAUAAUUAGUAAAACCUUAAGAAAAACAAUAAGGAAUUAGAAGUCCUUCUCCUAAACCUUAAAAUAUUUAAGCAGAAACUAUAAAUUUAAAAAAUAUUGAAUCAUCAAACGAUAAAUUACAAUAAAUUGAUUAAAGCCCCAAAAUUCUUAAUUUCUAAUAAUAACAAUAGUAAUAAUAAUAACAAUAAUAAUAACAAUAACAAUAGUAAUAAUAAUAAUAAUAAUAAUAAUAAUAAUAAUAAUAAUAAUAAUAAUAAUAAUAAUAAUAAUAAUAAUAAUAAUAAUUAAUUGCUGAAAAAACUCAAUAAGUUCAGGAGGUAAGAUCUUCUCCUGAAUCAAAUUCUAAGUAAAAAUAAAAUUAUGCUAUCAAUUAACAAGGAACAACUGAAAAUUUAUAAUAGUAAACUCCAAAAAUUAAUACAGACUGUUAGAAUUAAUCUAAUCCUGCUAUACCAAAUGUUUCUUAAUUUGAAGUUGAGUAAACAACUAAUUAAUCUAAUAGUUUAUAUAAUGAAAUAAUGGUUUAAAAUAAAUCAAAUAGAUUCAUGAAUUAACCUAACAUUUAAAAAUUUAAAACUUAAUUAAAGGUGACAGUGAAAGAAUUUAUUGAUUUCUUUUUAUUUGAUACUCCUUAUGAAAAUUGUCUAUCAUUUCCUCACUACUAUUAAGUUGUUUUGUGUUAGGAUAAAGAAAUUAGCUUUUAAAGGUAUCAACCUUAACCUUAAAUUGGACAGAUUUCAAAAAGACCAAUAAACUUUAUUCAUCCAGUUAAAGAAAAAUAAAUGUUUGCUCCUGAUGUAGUUCAUUGUUUUGCAGAGGAUGUUUUGUAUUAUUUUAAUCAAGAUGAAAUUUUGAUAGAAAAAGAAGUAAAAUUUGCUAAAAUACCUUAUGCUGACAGUUUUUGUUGCAGAGUUUUUUGGCAUAUUCAUUAAAUAGAAGAUGGUUGCCAAGUAAAUUAUGGAUUUUAUAUUCAUUUUAUAAAAUCAACUGUUUUUAAAAGUAAAAUUGAAAGUAGUAGUAAAAAAGAAAACACAGAGGUUUGGGAAAAGUGUUUGAAAUAAGUAUACGAAGAAGGGCAAAAUAAAAUAUUAUCUAAAAGAGUUUAAAAUGAGAGAUAGCCACCAAAAGCUGAAAUUGAAGUUACGUAAUAAAUAGAAACUUAAGUUGAAUAAAUUAACUAAAUUAGGGAAAAAGAAGAGACCAAACAGGUAAUUCUUGAGCAAGUAUAAUAAGAAUCUUAAAUCUUACUUGAGAACAAUGAAAAUCAAUAAUAAAAAUAAUAAUUGUUAAUUGAAAAUAAAGUUAAAGAAAUCUUUGUAGAGAAAUAGGAAUAAUCAUCUGAUUAAAAAGAUUUGAAUUAAAAACUAGAUAAGCUAACUUAAUUAGCUUAUGCAAUAAUAGGUCUUUUAAUUAUCAAUAUUUUGUUCACAAUUGGAAAAUGA